Molecule: messenger RNA, 1570 nt
Organism: Phycodurus eques (leafy seadragon)
Lineage: Eukaryota; Metazoa; Chordata; Actinopteri; Syngnathiformes; Syngnathidae
Gene: map1lc3c
Product: microtubule-associated protein 1 light chain 3 gamma
Exons: 5
Coding region: 998-1471 (157 amino acids)
Biological process (GO): macroautophagy; autophagy of mitochondrion; autophagosome assembly
Cellular component (GO): autophagosome; cytosol; autophagosome membrane
Molecular function (GO): ubiquitin protein ligase binding
Source: RefSeq, a predicted model, not a curated record
GUGAACGGUGCUCAGCAAGUGAGCGUCCGUGGAGCGAAAACAGUACCUGCAGUUCGGACCGCUCCAAGUCCCACUGGGCACGGUCCACCUCGUAUCGGGUCCACUCGUGCUGGAGGAAGUGCAGGAUUCCCGGGAUGCUGUACUGAGCCCGGGCCGCCUCUCCGUCGCCCCCGCCGGACAAGCAGCCGAGGAGCACCGCGGGGCCCGCCUGCUCGUCCAUGGCCGGAGAGAUGCCUCGCAGCUCGGCUAAGGCUGGCGGCGGCCGCCGGGGCUCCUGGUUCGCUCCAGCGGGGAGAGGAGAGUGGCGUCCAUGGGGGAGGGAGGGAGCUGCCGUCCACUGACAGCAGCGACGGUCGGUCCGGUUCCGAACGACGGAAGACGUCAGCUAACGGAAACUAGGCGACAGCAACACUACCGGUCAGGAUUUUCAAAGUAACACACGAGCAAACGGCGACAUUAAACAACAACAACAACAACAACAAACACAUUAAAAGUCAUUUAAUUACCACGUAUUCCUAAGUGGUAAACUUCUCUUAAAUCAGAGAUGCCGAGUAUGGACUGUAUUAAUGUGUGCGUUUUUGUUUUGCUAUGAACAACCAAUCAGAGGACAGCAAAAUGCUGACACCAUCGAGGGUUCGCACGCUGGCCCCGAGAGGACGAAUUUGCAAUGUGAUUGGUUGAAACAACUGUCCCGUUGCUAAAGAGGAGAGCAACACUUCAACACACGAUCAAACGGUUACAUAAACAAAUUAAGUCAUCAUCCUAACGUGACCAAACUCGGAAAAAGGGAACACCGACUUCCUGUGUAUGCUAUGCUAACGAGCGUGGUGACGUGUUGUGUAUCAUAUAUCACUGAUAUACUGGAUUUAUUUUAUAUAUAAAUUUUACAAAACGUAUACAAAUCUAAGCCCCGCAGCCCCCGGGGACCACUGACAGAGAGAGAGAGCGAGAGAGAGAGAGAGAGAGAGAGACCCAGCCGCCACGUGCUAAUCAGCUGAUGCACCGCAGCCGAGUGCGCGGGAGUGUAUUUACGCACUCCGUCAUCGUGAUCAUCAUCAUCAUCAUCAUCGUCAUCAUCAUGCCUCCGCUCGAGAGGAGCCAGCAGCUGCGCAGCAAACCAUUCAAGCAAAGGAAAAGCUUCGCCACCAGGAAGCAAGAAGUGGCCGGCAUCCGCUCCAAAUUCCCCAACAAGAUCCCGGUGAUCAUCGAGCGCUACGAGCGGGAAAAGUUUCUUCCUCCUUUGGACAAAACCAAGUUUCUUGUUCCACACGAACUCACCAUGAACCAGUUUCUCACCAUCAUCAGGAACCGCAUGGCGCUGCUGCCCUCCCAGGCCUUCUACCUGCUAGUGAACAACAGUGGUCUGGCCAGCAUGACUCUUAGUAUGGCUCAGGUCUACAGGGACCACCAGGACGACGAUGGCUUCCUCUACAUGACCUACGCCUCUCAGGAGAUGUUUGGGCAGCUUUAGCACAAACAUACCAAAUUUUUUACUCCCUUGAAGUGUCUGCGUUGUCAACACCUGUCAGCCUGCUAGCGGGUACUAGCUGCUAGCGGACCUGCACCUGGC